CAGACACCACCCGGAAGACGCCGCCGCAGUUGGUCCGAGCCGCCCGCCGUCAUCGAGCGACAAGAUCCACCAACAGAAUGGGGUUCACAUGUGACCAGUGUGGAAAGGUGUGGCCAAGACUUUCCGGACUGAAAAGACAUUACAGAAGCCACACUGGAGAAAGACCAUACAGGUGUGACCAGUGUGGGACAGGAUUUAUAAACAUCAGUGGCGUCCGUCAACAUAUGAGAACUCACACAGGAGAGAAACCAUUUGAAUGUGACCAGUGUGGAAAGGCGUUUAUACUAUCUGGUAAUCUCCAUCAACAUAUGAGAACUCAUACAGGAGAGAAACCAUACAAAUGUGACCAGUGUGGAAAGGAAUAUACAAGCCCCUCUGUCCUCCGUAAACAUAUGAGAAUCCACACCGGGGAAAAACCAUACGAAUGUGAUAUUUGUGAAAAGAGAUUUUCACAGUCAACCCACCUUAUGUCACAUUUGAGAAUCCACACUGGAGAGAAGCCCUUCGAGUGUGACCAGUGUGGGAAAAGGUUCUCUACAUCAUCCAAUCUCAAAGCACACAUGAGAAUUCACUCCUGGGACAUAGUAUAUGAGUGUGACCAGUGUGAAAAGGCUUUUAAAACAUCCCAGCAACUCUCCAGUCACUACAAAACGCACACAGGAGACGAACCGUUCACGUGUGACCAGUGUGGAAAGGUGUGGCCAAAACUUUCCGGACUGAAAAGACAUUACAGAAGCCACACAGGAGAAAGACCAUACAGCUGUGACCAGUGUGGGAUGGGAUUUAUAAACAUCAGUGGCCUCCAUCAACAUGUGAGAACUCACACAGGAGAGAAACCUUUUGAAUGUGACCAGUGUGGAAAGGCGUUUAUACUAUCUGGUAAUCUCCGUCAACAUAUGAGAACUCACACAGGAGAGAAACCAUACAAAUGUGACCAGUGUGGAAAGGAAUUUACACGCCCCUCUGUCCUCCGUAAACAUAUGAGAAUCCACACUGGGGAAAAACCAUAUGAAUGUGAUAUUUGUGAAAAGAGAUUUUCACAGUCAACCCACCUUAUGUCACAUUUGAGAAUCCACACUGGAGAGAAACCCUUCGAGUGUGACCAGUGUGGGAAAAGGUUCUCUACAUCAUCCAAUCUCAAAGCACACAUGAGAACUCACUCCUGGGACAUAGUAUAUGAGUGUGACCAGUGUGAAAAGGCUUUUAAAACAUCCCAGCAACUCUCCAGUCACUACAAAACGCACACAGGAGACGAACCAGACGAAUGAAGAUAGAGGGGAAGGCUUUCAGUUCUGUGAGGAACAUGUCCAAAUCUUCCAGACUGAAGAGAAAAGCUGCAGCUGUGACCAGUGUGGAAGGACUUUGAGAAAACCUGCUCAUCUGAAGCUGCACCCUCUUGAACACACUAAAGGAGAAAGAGCUGCUGAGACUGGAUCAAGUGAACCUAAAGUCAGACUCAAAAAGGUACAGAUCAGGCUUCAGAGACUCCAGACUGUGGAGUUGAGCUCUGUGUAGUGUGAAAAAUUAAAAGCUUAAGCUGAUAUGUACAGGUUUCUUUUUUUAUUAUUAUUAUUAGACAGAGGUUUAAACAGACUGUAUUGUUUUUACAGUCAAGAAUAAGAUGAACUAACUUUAGCUCAGGGGUGGUCUCUCUGUUUAAGAAGAGGGACUGGAGGGUGUGUUCCAACUUAGGGCUGUCGUGAUAACCACAAAAUGAAUCACUGCGGUGCAUGUUGGACCACCACCAGCACACCACGUGACCAACGUGACCCGACCUAGAGUCCUUCUCGGGUCAAUUUUUGGAGACCCACACCAGCCUGGACCCGUUAACAUUCCACCUGUUACCCACCCAUGCCUGUGAUAAAUCACACACAGAUUAAAAUCAUUCUAACUGAAGCAUCUAUCAGAAUAGGAAUUGAAAAGUUACGACUUAAAGAAUUACAAUCACGAAACGAAACACUUAAACGAAAACACUAAAACUUUCAAAUCAGGCAAGAAAUCUAGGGGUAAUAAUGGACUCAGACUUGAAAUUUAACAGCCACAUCAAAUCAAUAACAUCUGCAACCUUUUACCAUCUAAAAAACAUAGCAAAAAUCUAAGGUGUACUGUCUAAAGCAGACUUGGAGAAACUUAUCCAUGCGUUUGUCUCCAGUAGGUUAGAUACUGUAAUGUUCUGCUCACUGGUCUCUCCAAACGAGCUGUGAGACGCUGCAGAACAUCCAGAACGCUGCAGCUUGGGUCCUGACUCAAACUAGGAAGUUCAAGCACAUAAGUCUUGUGCUCAGGUCACUGCACUGGCUCCUGUGCCUCAGAGACUUUAAAGCAGCUCUGCUUGUACAAGUCUCUCCAUGGCCGAGCACCAAGGUACAUCUUUGACAUGUUAGUGUCAUAUGAACCAUCUCACACUCUGAGGAGCUCAGGGACCGGCCUCCUGCUGGUGCCCAGAGUCACGACUAAACAAGGGGAGUCAGAGUUUCAGGUUCACGCAGCUAAAACCUGGAACAGUCUGAACAUGUGAGACAGACUCUUCUGUGACGCUGUUUAAAUCCAGGCUCAAAACAUUUCUGUUUAACUGUGCAAAUAACUGAAAGGUUUUCAUUCCGCACUCUUCCCUCCAAUUUAUGUGUCUCUUUUUUAAUUUUAAUCUUUAUGAUUAUUUAUGUUUUGAUCUGUUUUUAUUAUGAUUUUAAUGUAUUUCUUAUUCUGUAAAGCACUUUGUGUACGAAUUGUGCUGUACAAAUAAACUUGCCUUGCCUUGCCUA
Molecule: messenger RNA, 2762 nt
Organism: Boleophthalmus pectinirostris (great blue-spotted mudskipper)
Lineage: Eukaryota; Metazoa; Chordata; Actinopteri; Gobiiformes; Gobiidae
Product: zinc finger protein 135-like
Exons: 3
Coding region: 78-1268 (396 amino acids)
Biological process (GO): regulation of transcription by RNA polymerase II
Molecular function (GO): RNA polymerase II cis-regulatory region sequence-specific DNA binding; DNA-binding transcription factor activity
Source: RefSeq, a predicted model, not a curated record